Messenger RNA from Conger conger (European conger), 4696 nucleotides. It is a transcript of the gene epoa, whose product is annotated as erythropoietin a. Gene Ontology annotation, cellular component: extracellular region. Lineage: Eukaryota; Metazoa; Chordata; Actinopteri; Anguilliformes; Congridae. The transcript is spliced from 6 exons. Gene Ontology annotation, molecular function: hormone activity; erythropoietin receptor binding; cytokine activity. The coding region runs from base 157 to 864 and encodes 235 amino acids. The record is from RefSeq and is a predicted model, not a curated record.
CAGAACGUAUUGCGCGCUGCGUAACCUAUAAGGGAGAAUUCGUUUGGAUACGAAUAAACUCACUGGGUACCGACCGGGCCACCUGUAUGGUAACUGAAUUAGGCUACCUCUUCGCGCAUUUGGAAUGUGUUUUAAAAAUGACGUGCCACUUUGCGAAUGUUUUUCAUUUCAGGUUCCAAGGACCAAAAGCCUGAUGCCCUCUCCAAACCGUUUGACCCACCUGAACUGGAAGAGAUACGGGAACCCAUUCUCUCAAGCUCCAGGGUUGUGGCACCAGUUCACUGGGGAAUUGAAGCCAUCAUCAGGAAGGCACAACAGAGGGGGGCAGACCCAGGACUCAUUGCUGUGCUUCUGAUGGUGUUGGAGUGGACCCGACCGGGACUGCCAUCCCCACUACGGCCCAUCUGUGACCCACGGGUCCUGGACCACUUCAUCAAGGAGGCCCGAGACACAGAGGCUGCCAUGCGGGCUUGUAGGGAAGGCUGUGGGAUAGCCGAGCCGCUGACCCUUCCCCUGACGAGCGUCGACUUCUCCGUCUGGGAGAAGAAAAAUGUCCAGGAGCAGGCCCGGGAGGUGCAGGCAGGACUGUCCUUACUGGGACAGGCCAUCAGCGCCGUUCGAGCGUCGGUCACCAACAGUGCACUACACAGUCUCAUAGAGAGCAGCUACAACAACAUCCGCAGCAUAGGGCAGGUGCUGACCAGCCUGAACAUACAGGAGGUCACCUCUUCUCCAGGUGGGAGUGAGGAUACGUGGCGUGUGAGCACCAUGUCAGAACUGUUUCGGGUCCAUACCAACUUCCUGCGUGGCAAAGUACGCCUCCUGUUGUCCUCCGCCCCGGCAUGCAACCAGGACUCAAGCUGAUUGGAGCUCUCCAGGGUGGGGAAGCUAGAUGAUUGGACCUCCUGAGGGAAAGGGGUGGGACAUGGACCCUGGUUAACACUGGGCAGAACUUAAUGAGUGGAAGUCCAGGACGGAAGGGAUGCCAGUUGACAAAACUCAUGCGGGCGGGACUUGAACGGAUUAAUGGCUAAAUUGUCAUGGAGGAUAUGUAGCAAGCCAUACUCCCAGCACGUGACAUGAUGCAAGCAGGAAUUCAACCGGAAUUCAAAUGCAGAGGAGAUAAGGUGAUUGUGGUGAAGGACUGUGAAUUCAACAAACACUUGAAUUCACUGCUGUAGAACAGUCCAAAACCCCUCCACCGUGAUUAUGUGCAACUGGACCCAUAUGUUUGGACCUACAGGAUGUACAACUGGACCCAGCCCCCUGGCCCAGAAUGCACUGCGCCUGUUGCCUCAUCACCUAACCUAUCCCUGCUGAGAAAUAUAUUCUGUGUAUUCUCCAAUCUGCCAUCUCCUGGCUUACCACACAACACAACUGAAUUGAUAAUUGCUGCACAAUUGUUGUUCUCUUUUCAUCCAUUUGUUUUUCUUUACAUGUUUUUUUACAUCACUUUUAUAAUGUCAUUGUUGCGUGUGUGUGUGAGUGUGAGUAUACACUCAGUUAGCACUUUAUUAGGUAUUUAUUAGACUUAUUUUUUAGACUUCUACUGCUGUAGCAUAUCCACUUAGAGUUAUGAUGCGUUGUGUGUUCUCUUCUGCAUACCACUGUUGUAAUGUGUGGUUAUUUGCGUUACUGUCACCUUUCUGUCAGCUUUCCAGUCUGGCUAUUCUCCUCUGACGUCUCUCAUUAACAAGGCAUUUCUGUCUGCUGAACUGCUGCUCACUGGAUUUUUUUUGUUUUGUUUUUUGGACCAGAGACUAGUUUGCGUGAAAAUACCAGGAGAUCAGCAGUUGAGAUACUGAAUAGAUACUCUGAGAUACUCAAACCACCCUGUCUGCCACCGACAAUCAUUCCACCUUCAAAGUCACUUAGAUCACAUUUUUCCCCAUUCUAAUGGUUGACAUGAACAUUAACUGAAGCUCCUGACCUGUAUCUACAUGAUUGUAUGCAUUGCACUGCUGCCACUCAAUUGGCUGAUUAGAUAAUCACAUGAAUACGUAGGUAUACAGGUGUUCCUAAUAAAGUGCUCGGUGAGUAUAACAGUGUUUUAGCUGAAUCGCUAAACCUUGAGUCCGUGUCAAAGUCCAAAGUCCUCAAUAUUGAAGUCCGAGUGUCAAGAUCGAAUCCCUGUAUUCCACUCUUUCACAAAAAACGAUUUAAAGGGUCUAAUUUAAACAAUAAUCACUCUUUCAAAAUGAGUUCAUUCAAUCUAACCCUGUCCAUACUUGAAAAGCAUUGGCUGAUCGAAUAGAAAGUCACUCGACUUAGCAAUUCACUCGUCAGGGGUGUGUAAAAUGGACAACAAUGUGUCUUGAAGAUGAGUAAAAAAAAAGCUAUUCAUCAGAUACCACAGGAUAAGUUAUCUGGUUCAGAUUCAGGGGGUUUUCUGUAAAGGGAAGCGAUCACAAUAAGUUACUGGACUAAUAAUAGUCUAUAGGCUACCGCCUAUAUGAUAAAAGUAAUGGGAACAUUGAGUUUCUUGUUUGAAAUUUUAAUUUUCACAUUGGAGGAUAUGCGGAAUGAGAAAUGAAAAUGCAUAGUUCACUUUACACUAUAGUAUGUACUGCUGGUGUCAGGGUUCCAAGGGCAGCCUCACAAAUCAGGUCCAAAACCCUCGGGCUGAGUUAAUAUGUAUUGCCUCAUGCGUUUAUUCAAAUAAGCUACAGUAUUUUCCUAAUUAUCAUUGCAACAACAUAUUUUUGAGUAGCCUGAGAACAUUGGGAAGGAAGCAGACCUAAUGACAGUGACGCUUUGUUAUUGUUUUGUUUAACCCUCGCUUCAGGGGUCCUGUUUUGGUUAGCUUGCACGGCUCAAGUGAUUAGAUACAUCAAGAUUAACUGACUGAUGAACGACAGUGACAACAGCUUUAGCGGAAACAUCUUCCACAUCAGUAGGUUAACCUGUUAGCAAUCAAUUGCUAUAUUGUUACAUUACUGGCAACCAAAUAUUAGCCAGUUAACAGUUUUUCAAAUGUAACUGGCAUGAAGUUAAAAAAGCAACCAUCUUCAUGAUGGAUUACCUUAGUAAACUUUUGGAUAAUCUUUCGCCAAAAGGACUAGAAAUCACUUGGUUGAGAAACCAAAGGAGAAAGCUGUCAGCACCAUGGUUAGUUUGCCCGAAGAGAUGAUGGACAACUCGAGACAAUUGAUUACUAUAACACUGAUACACACAAUGAGCACUUUAUUAGGUACUUAUUAGACAAUUUUUCUUCUGCUACUAUAGCCUAUCCACUUAGAGGUCUGCAUACCACUGUUGUAAUGUGUUUGAGAGUCUGGUUUUUCUCCUCUGACCUCUCUCAUUAACAAUGCGUUUUUGCCCACAGAACUGCUGCUCACUGGAUGUUUUUUGUUUGUCGCACCAUUCUCUGCAAACUCUAGAGACAAUACCAGGAUAUCAGCAGUUUCUGAGAUACUGAAACCACCCUGUCAGGCACCAACAAUUAUUCCACAGUUAAAGUCACUUAGAUCACAUUUCUUCCCCAUUCUAACAUUUGGUCUGAAAAACAGCCAAACCUCUUGACCAUGUCGGCAUGCUUGUAUGCAUUAAGUUGCUGCCACAUGAUUGGCUGAUUAAAUAUUUGCAUUAACGAGCUGGUGUACAGGUCUACCUAAUAAAGUGCUCAGUAUGUGUAUAUACAUUAGAUUAUAUUAUUACAUUACAUGUCAUUUGGCUGGCACUUUCAUCCAAAGCGACUUACAGUUGAUUUUAGACUAAGCAGGAGACAAACCUCCCCUGGAGCAAUGGAGGGUUAAGGGCCUUGCUCAAGGGCCCAACAGCUGUGCGGAUCUUAUUGUGGUGACACCGGGGAUCGGACCACCAACCUUACGGGCCCCAGUCAUGUACCUUAGCCACUACGCUACAGGCCUCCCCUAUACAGUAAGUCUAUGGGGUUUAAAAGUGAAUAUUUAGGAAUUUAUUUGCACCCAUUAUUGCACUGAUGACCUUUGAGUAUAUGAUGCGAAUGAAGAGACAUAUUUAUGAUGUUUAAGUAUGACUAAGUAUGUGCAUUCAUGCACGUGUGAGUGCAUGUGGUCAUUCCUGAAUGUGCGCAUGAGUCAGGGAGACAUAUCUCUACUCAGCACAAGUACAGAGUAGAUUGACGGAGGCUGUGGCCCGGGUUCAGUUAGGGUAAUGGAAAAAAAAGUUGGGGAGAGAUAGAGAGAGAGAGAGGGAGAGAGAGACAGAGAGAGAGAGACAGAGAGAGAAUGGGAAAAAAUGAAGAGAGAGAGAGGGUGUCAAAGGGUCUUCGUGAGAAUGAAGUAGCAGUGCAGUCUUUAUCUUUGUCACUGACUCAUACAGGGGAAUGCUCAAAUACAGUCUUCCACAGAUAACACAACUGCCAGGAAAAAUAUUGAUUGGUUUAACCAUGGACUUCCUGCCUGCCUUGGUUCUUCUCACACAAACUGCUAAUAGGACUUACACAGCCUGGGAACGGAAUAAUUUUCUUUUUAAUUGUGAGGCACUUUGCCCGUCUUGUUUGUUUUCUUUUCUGUGUUCUUGUUUUGAUAUUAUUUCCUUGUUCGGUGUCUUUUCGUUCAACCUCUGUCGCGGUGCAAUUGCUUUCCGAAGGAUGUUUGUUCUUUUUCCUGUUUCUUUGUAUUUCUUCCUUUGUCACGCGUCUGUUAUCACAGUGCUAUUUGGUAUUUAAGUACAAAAUAUUUUUCUUGGAUUAAAAAAGUGGUAAAUGACAACA